GAACCCGCAAGUCACUAAUUUUUGCUAUCUUCUGAGAAAAGGAAGUGAGAAACACAAAUCACAUUCACAAAGAAUGAGACGACGGCGCACCAAUGAUUCUGAUGCACAUAAACACAAUUCCCGAGCUCCAAUUUUUUCGAAAUCAGAUUCGGAGCACUCGCCAUUCCGUUGUUCCCAGAAACUAGUCCUGGCUUUGUGCUUGGCAUUCCGAAUGUUGAAUUCUCUUUUGGUGCAGAGCUAUUUCAACCCUGACGAACACUGGCAGGGUCCGGAGGUUGCGCAUCGAAUCGCGUUUGGGUACGGUCAUUUAACGUGGGAGUGGAAACAUGGUAUCCGAAGCUACUUGCAUCCCAUGAUCUUCGUUCCGCUUUAUAGGGUUCUCGCCUCAUUGCAUCUUGAUACCCCUUACAUUAUGAUGAGGGCUCCGCGGCUACUGCAAUCUGUGUUCUCUGCGGUUGGCGAUUUGUACUUGUACAAGCUCUCUGCGGUUCUCUUUGGUGACUGUGUUGCAAAAUGGGCUCUCUUUUCGCAGUUGACAAAUUGGUUUAUGUUUUAUUGUUUUUCUCGUACGCUAUCGAAUAGCUUGGAGGCUGUUCUUACGUUAGUGGCUCUGUAUUUCUGGCCCUGCAUGAGAUCCUCUGGCGAACGUUCCUUUGUUUCUAGGAAGUUGGGUUUAGUUUUAGCGGCAAUAGCUUGUGCUAUUCGACCAACAAGUGCGAUUACGUGGCUGUAUGUUGGCCUGCUUGAGCUUUUAGAAUCACGUGACAAAUUGAAGUUCAUAUUUUUGGAGGUGGCUCCUAUUGGGAUCCUGGUGCUUGGACUUGCCUCCUUAUUGGAUUGUUUCAUGUAUGGCACAUGGAUUCUAGUACCACUUAAUUUUUUAAAAUUCAAUUUUCUUUCCUCGGGUGGAGACUAUUAUGGAACUCACAAGUGGCACUGGUACUUCACUCAGGGAUUUCCAGUCAUGAUCUUCUCACACUUACCGUUUUGUAUAGCUGGUAUCAGUUAUUCCAAACAAUGGAAGUAUUCUGGCCUUCUUGCAUGGGUUUUGGGUUUCUACAGUUUAUUAGGUCACAAGGAAUUCAGAUUUGUCUUGCCAGUUCUUCCCAUAGCUCUGAUGUUCUCUGGUUAUUCUUUGGCUAUGAUAGAAGAUCCUGGUUCUGCAGAGUAUAAAGGAAAAACAUCUUCAAAAAAGGAUACUAGAUGUCCUCCCAAGAUGAUAGUCGCUAUCUUAUUUUUGCUUGUUACCAACAUUCCAAUGGCUUUGUAUAUGAGUUUGGUUCAUCAGAGAGGACCUGAAGAUAUCAUGAACCACCUUGCUAGAGAAGCUCUUCAUGGGAAGGUGAAAAGCAUCUUAUUCCUAACUCCUUGCCAUGCCACUCCCUACUAUUCCAUGCUGCAUCAUAGCCUGCCAAUGCAAUUUCUGGACUGCACGCCAAGUGAAGAGAAAGGAGUUCCAGAUGAGUCUGAUCGUUUCUUGAUGGACCCUGUUCCUUUUGUGUCUGAAUAUGCGAAAAAUUGGUCUCUGCCCAGCCACAUUGUUUUAUUUGAUUCAGAGGAAAAAAAAUUGAGGAACUUUUUAAUUUCAUUUGAUUAUAGAGAGGAAAAAAGAUUUUUUAAUUCUCACUUCAAGGUAGAUCGUGAUCUUCAAGCUUCAAUUGUUGUAUACGUUAGAAUUAGAUAGCAAUAUUCAUCUGAUCUGCAACAAAAUUUGGCACCGUGACAGUUCAGUGUAUCAUUUCUCCGCAUUGCUGCUUCAAUUUGAUGUCUCUGAAAUGAAUGUGUUGUCUGUUUAUGUAUUUCGUUUUUUGCUUACCAGGAAAUUUUGCAGUAGAUAGUUUGUAAAUGCCCUUCCAAUAUAUUUUUAGAGAUAUGUGGAUUUUCUCUUAGAAAGAUGACCUAUUUGGAUAACAACCAAAAUCAAUAUUUUCCU
This is a messenger RNA of Abrus precatorius (Indian licorice), 1933 nucleotides long. RefSeq names its product GPI mannosyltransferase 3. The record is from RefSeq and is a predicted model, not a curated record. The transcript is spliced from 9 exons. Bases 74 to 1684 code for a protein of 536 amino acids. Lineage: Eukaryota; Viridiplantae; Streptophyta; Magnoliopsida; Fabales; Fabaceae. Gene Ontology annotation, cellular component: endoplasmic reticulum membrane. Gene Ontology annotation, biological process: GPI anchor biosynthetic process. Gene Ontology annotation, molecular function: alpha-1,2-mannosyltransferase activity.